This is a messenger RNA of Microthlaspi erraticum, 2340 nucleotides long. Lineage: Eukaryota; Viridiplantae; Streptophyta; Magnoliopsida; Brassicales; Brassicaceae. The record is from the annotation of a GenBank genome assembly.
AUGGCCACAGGUGAUCCGCUAGAGGCGGGAUCGUAUCCGUAUUCGCAGCGAGUCGUGUACCUUAAUCUCGCCGGGCGGCUUUGCUGGUUGUUUCUCCGUAUCACUUGGAGCUUUGGGGUUCUUCUCAGGAGUAAUAUUGUGCGGGACAGCAAAACUAUGCUUUUGGGACUCUCUGAUGGAUGUUUAUAUAGUAUUUCCUGGAAAGGAGAGUUUGGUGGAGCUUUCAGCAUUGGUUCCCAAGGCUCUGAUAGCAACAGCGAUAGCCUCUUGUCUUACAGUGUGGGGAAUGGGCUAGUUUCUGGAGUAGCUUCAGCAACACUUGCAUCCGAUGAUAAAUUCUCAACAAAAGCGGCAAUUAUUCAGUUGGAACUCUGCACUCUCUCGAAGUUGUUGUUUGUGUUGAAUUCUGAUGGGCAGCUACUGGUAUGCUCUGUGAAUAAGAAAGGUUUAAAGUACACUGAGAGCAUUAAAGCUGAGCAGAAGUUGGAUGGUGAUGCUGUUUGUGCAUCAGUGGCUUCAGAGCAACAGAUUCUUGCUGUGGGUACAAGAAAAGGGACGGUUGAUUUGUAUGAUGUUUCACAAUCGAUCUCUCUCCUACGUACAGUAUCUUUGCAUGACUGGGGUUAUUCAGCGGAUUACACUGGGCCUGUCAGUAACAUUGCAUGGACGCCUGAUAAUUCUGCUUUUGCUGUUGGGUGGAAGUCGAGAGGACUUGCAGUUUGGUCUGUUUCUGGAUGUAGAUUGAUGUCAACUGUCCGCCAAAUUGGACUGAGUUCUACUUCUUCUCCUAAAAUUAACCCAAACCAAGACUGUAAAUACGAACCGCUGAUGAGUGGUACUUCAGCCAUCCAGUGGGAUGAAUAUGGAUACAGAUUAUUCGCUACGGAGGAGGCAUCUUGUGAUAGAGUUCUUGCAUUUUCUUUUGGGAGAUGUUGCUUAAACAGAGGAGUUUCAGGAAAAACUUAUGUUCGUCAGGUAAUGUAUGGUGAAGAUAGACUACUCAUGGUUCAGGCGGAGGACACUGAUGACCUCAAGCUUUUACAUCUAAAACUUCCAGUUUCUUAUAUUACUCAAAAUUGGCCUGUUCAACACGUGGCAGCUAGCGAAGACGGGCAAUACUUGGCGGCUGCUGGUUUACAUGGUUUGAUUUUGUAUGACGUCAGAUUUAAGAAAUGGAGAGUAUUUGGAGAUGUCAGUCAAGAACAACAGAUCCAUUGCAAGGGUUUGUUAUGGCUGGGGAAGAUUGUCGUAAUCUGUAACUAUAUUGAAACUUCUGACACAUACGAACUGCUUUUCUAUCCAAGAUAUCACCUUGAUCGGAGCUCUCUACUUUGUCGUAAAGUGCUGCUUGGAAAACCAAUGGUGAUGGAUGUGUACCAGGAUUAUAUACUCGUAUCCUACCUUCCAUUUAUCAUCCACGUGUACCAUGUGAAGAUAUAUGGUGAAUUGACACCAUCAAGCAAAGCAGACUUACAGCUUUCCACAGUAAGAGAAUUGUCCAUCAUGACUGCAAAGAGCCAUCCAGCAGCAAUGCGAUUCGUUCCUGACCAGCACCCGAGAGAACGCGACUUGGAUAAUGAGAGUGUGUCUUCUGAUCUGUCAGACAGGGAACCCUCAAGAUGUCUUAUACUCCGAGGAAAUGGGGAGCUUUCACUUCUUGAUUUGGUUGAUGGACGAGAGAGGGAACUUACGGAUUCAGUUGAACUAUUUUGGGUGACAUGUGGUCAGUCGGAGGAAAAGACAAAUCUUGUUGAGGAAGUAUCUUGGCUAGAUUAUGGGCAUCGAGGAAUGCAGGUUUGGUAUCCUUCUCAAGGGGAUGAUCCUUUUAUGCAAGAGGAUUUCUUGCAGUUGGAUCCAGAGUUGGAAUUUGAUCGCGAGGUGUAUCCCCUGGGACUUCUACCAAACGUGGGUGUCGUUGUUGGAGUUUCUCAAAGAAUGUCUUUUUCGGCAAGUGCAGAGUUUCCAAGUUUUGAGCCUACACCUCAAGCUCAGACUAUACUCCAUUGCCUGCUCCGCCACCUCCUUCAGAGGGAUAAAAAUGAAGAGGCGUUACUCUUAGCACAAUUAUCUGCAGAGAAACCUCACUUCUCCCAUUGCCUGGAGUGGCUUCUUUUUACUGUAUUUGAUGCAGAGAUUUCUAGGUUGUUUGAGGACUGCUUCCAGCGAAGAUGGUAUCGUACUGCAGCUUGCUAUAUACUGGUGAUUGCUAAACUCGAAGGUCCUGCUGUUAGUCAGUACUGCGCACUACGGCUGUUGCAGGCGACACUUGAUGAGUCCCUCUAUGAUCUUGCUGGAGAGCUGGUAUGUGAGGUGCUUGCUGAGAUCUGGAAGAGAAAUUGA